GGCUGCAGUCUGCAUCAGCCUAUGCUAAGAAAAGAGAGACAACUCCUGCAUCUGGAAAUUCCUUCUCUCAGGGGCUGCUGGUGGGAGCAAGAUCCUCAGCUCUGGCCUUCAAAAGCUCCUGUGAUCUCUGCACAAUUUCUCUAAAUAGAAUUAUAUUUCUGAGACAAGACCAGGCCUGAUACCACACACAUAGCUCAUUGCCACAGCAGAGUCCAACGCAGGUACUGUCACAAGGGCAUGACAAAAAAUCAGACAUGGGUCACAGAAUUCAUUCUCCUGGGAUUUCCACUCAGCCUAAGGAUUCAGAUGCUCCUCUCUGGGCUUUUCUCCCUGUUAUACGUCUUCACCCUGCUGGGAAAUGGGGCCAUCCUGGGGCUCAUCUGGCUGGACUCCAGACUGCACACCCCCAUGUACUUCUUUCUCUCACACCUGGCCAUCAUUGAUAUUUCGUAUGCUUCCAACAAUGUCCCCAAGAUGCUGACAAACCUUGGCUUGAACAAGAGAAAAACAAUCUCCUUUGUCCCAUGCACAAUGCAGACCUUUUUAUACAUGGCUUUUGCUCACACUGAGUGUCUCAUCUUGGUAAUGAUGUCCUACGAUCGGUACAUGGCUAUCUGCCACCCUCUGCAAUAUUCUGUCAUCAUGAGAUGGGGAGUGUGCACAGUCCUGGCUGUCACUUCUUGGGCAUGUGGUUCCCUUCUGGCCCUGGUCCAUGUGGUUCUCAUCCUGAGGCUGCCCUUCUGUGGGCCCCAUGAAAUCAACCACUUCUUCUGUGAAAUCCUGUCUGUCCUCAAGUUGGCCUGUGCUGACACCUGGCUCAACCAGGUGGUCAUCUUUGCUGCUUCAGUGUUCAUCCUGGUGGGGCCGCUCUGCCUGGUGCUGGUCUCCUACUCGCGCAUCCUGGCGGCCAUCUUGAGGAUCCAGUCUGGGGAGGGCCGCAGAAAGGCCUUCUCCACCUGCUCCUCCCACCUUUGCAUGGUGGGACUCUUCUUUGGCAGCGCCAUUGUCAUGUACAUGGCCCCCAAGUCCCGCCACCCUGAGGAGCAGCAGAAGGUCCUUUCCCUGUUUUACAGCCUUUUCAACCCGAUGCUGAACCCCUUGAUCUAUAGCCUGAGGAACGCAGAGGUCAAGGGUGCCCUGAAAAGAGUGUUGUGGAAACAGAGAUCAAAGUGAGGGAUGCCAGGGAAAGUCUAGAGGGUUGAAGAUUUGCUCCCAAUGAGAUUUGUAGGAACAGUGGUGUAAAUGCCUUACAGUCUCAUCUCUUAGAUUUCUGAUAUCAAGAAUGUAUAUUGAUUGGAUUCUAUCCCUAAACGUGGAGUACCAUGCAGAUCACAAAGCACAUGCAGACAGGCGCUGAGCCGUGUGGUGCAGCAGAGGUGCAAAGUGCCAUGAACUCCUACUCCCAGGUCCCACCCCUACCCAGGAUCUGCUUUCUGUUCUUUUGAGGCUUAGUUCUCUCAAGCUUCCUCUUAAAUUCCUCUAUUAUUUCCAUCUCUUUUUGCCAUAAGUAUAUGCUGGUAAUCCCAUACCAUAUGCUACUAUAAGAGAGUACUUGUAAUCACACAGAAUAAAUACUGACCUUGGUUAAGCAGCCCUCUACUGGGAAUGUAACAACAACUAAGAGUAUAGAAAAUGCCUGGUUUGGAACCUAAAGCCUAAGGAUGAUGAUAUUAGUACUGGAAGUUCAUCUAAAUCACCCUAACAAAUCUAAUUCUGUAAAAAGCAAAGUUUAAUUGUAUAGAUUUUUUUAUAUAAAAGGCAGAGAAAUAUCAGGAUCUUUGUUUCAUUUCACUUAAUUCUGCACCAUUUAAUUAGAAAGAGUUUGGAAAGAUUUUGCAUUUAAAAUAAAUAUGAGAGAAUGUUAUUAGGGAUAGUUACCUUUUUCAUAAUUCAGAUCGCAAAGCCGGGUGUAGGUGACAAUUUAUCAUUACGGUGAUUACAUAAAAUAUUGUAGUAGUAAGAAAAUACUGCAAAGGAAGAAAGCAUCAAGGGAAACUGACAGCUUGAUGUAACAUCAUAGACCACCGCUUAGAACCAAGAACAUGUCAAGUCUUGAUAAAGACUUUCAGGAACCUCAACAAAAUUCCAAAGAGAAGCUAUUCCAGGUGACAUAAAUCACUUUUCCUGGACCCAAGUGGUCAGAAUGACAUGGACAGGUAAUUUGUUUUAUUUUAACACAAGUCUGAGUCCUAAAUGAUCAGCAUAAUAUGAUAAUAUGAUUUCUUUAACACAUUGAGUAUGGUACCUUUUGGAAUUCUCUCUUUUUUCUCUCAACCCUUGUAGUAUUGUGUGAAUUCAACUGUAUGACCCAUGAUGUUAUUACAUUAUCUGCUGCCUGUACCUUUUCUAUUUUUACAAUUUUAAAAUAUAUUCUUAUCACUUCAUAUAUUUCUUCUUCCAUGAAAGAAAGAAGCAAAGGGGGAACUCUUUCCUCCCACCCCCUCUCCAAAUGCACUGUUUUCUUUUCAGUUCUCAAAAAGCCUAGUUGCUGACUAUUCUGCUCAUCCAUUCAUCUCGGUUAAACAUUCUGCCUCUGGUGAUGGUCUUUGUUUUCAUAUCUCCAUACUGUGAGGACAUUUUUUGGCCUGCAGAAAUUCACAAACCUUGCUCUGCCCCUCCCAAAGAGAGCAAUUUGAAUUUAAAAAAAAAUACUGGAUCUAAAUUUAACUAUCAACCACUAUGGAAUUAUUGUGUGCACUACUCUGAAGCUAGAAAGAGAAAACAGGCAGUAUUUUCAUAUAGAAAGGACUUUCUAACUAUAUCUGAAAAAAAUUAUUACAUUCCCUAAAAUAUGUAUACUUCAUGUUCUGCUUAAAACCUUUAAAAGAAAAGGGAAAGAGGAAACAUAUAGAAUAGUUCAUCUCAUAUAAAACAUAAGCAAUAGAUUUGGAUUCAGAAUUUUUUUACCUAGGGUACAGUGGAAAAAUCAGGGGGUAUAAUUCAUCCUAUGUCAGUUCUAAGUGAUUGGGAAAGAAUAGACCAAAAAGACUACAUUUCUACAGAAAGUGACAAAUAUAGAUAAAUUAUAAAGAAAUGUUCUCUAGCAGGUCUUAAUAGUGGCUCUAAUUUUAUAUAUAUAUAUAUAUUGAAUACAUUACAGAAAAUACCUGAGUAUAUGAAAAAUUUCUAUUAAUUGUUUCCAUAUUUGAGUUGUAGGAUUUUAACAAACUAAUUAAAUGUUGGUGUUAUGACCGCUUUAUAUAUACAUAUUUUCAACAUUAAUCAGUUUUUAAAGGUCUGGGGGAAAGUGAAAGAAACAAUUGCAUUGUUUUAGGCUGCAAGUUCUACUGACUGCUUCACAAAUGUUACCCCGUUUAUCUUGCAUAAACAUCACAAUGGAGUCGCUAUUAUUUUCUCCACUUAAUAGAUAAGUAAACAAAGUUCAGAAUGAUUUAAUAACUUAUCCUAUACUAUGCAACCAGUAAUAGAACUGAGUGUUAUGGAUCGUACUGAUUGCAAACCCAAGCUGCUUCUUAGCAGCUUUCUGCCCAAAACAUUACAAAUUUUAGCUCAACAGGGGUUAGACUCAACAUCCACAUGAUGGGGCAGAGUCUGGAACAAAACGGAGUUUACAGUAUUAUAGCCAAAGUCUUAACACCAGAAAGAAUACAUCCUGUAGCCAACCCAUCUUUGGAGGAUUCAUUACCACCUUUGGGAAGAGUAGAAACACUCACAUUAGCAGCAUCAUCAUUUUCCAAUAGUAACUCCCUCCUAAUGCCUGUCUGCAAAAUCACAUGGCCUCAUAAGGCAUUGCCCCAAAGGGACAAUCUGAACGAGAGACACCCUGCUGUUCUCAGUGAUCAUCUUACCUAUGAUUCUGGUCUUCUUUCUAUCAUUAGGUGUACCCACCUGUGUUCUUUACCUUUAUGAUGUGAUUAAUGCUUUUCCAGGAAGUGUCCCCAUCUCUCCUGUGUACAGAUCCGUGAUGGACCUACCUUACCAGUGCUCUAGGCUGCUAGGACUGAGAAAGGGGGAACCCAGCACAGGUGCAAGCUGAGAUGCUUGCUAUGUUAGAUUCACAUCUCAAUUGUGCUACAACUUGCUAAAUAGGUCUGCUUCUAGGAAUAAUAUAGCCUCCUCAAUCCUGAGUUUUAUUUUAGGUCAGAUGUGGCUAACAAGGUUUCAGCUAGGUGCCUUAUAUAACUUUUAUGAAUGCUAAAUGAAAGACUUUAUGUGACUCUGAUUUGAAGUGAUGUAUUUUUGUGAGAAGGAUAUAAGGACAAUGAAAAUGAAAAAUGAUUACAUAGUAAGACUAAGAGCUGGUAAAAUUCAUGACUAAACAACUAUAAAACUACAAAAUCCAAUUUUAUUUUAAUGAUUCAUAAAUUAUUAUGAUACUUACUGAACAAUGGAAGUUUCUCAAAAAAUCUCAGCUCUUUGUGUUUGCAACUUUCUGUGCCUGUCUUUGUUUUUAUUUGGUUGGUGAUAUUGGGGAAGGUCUCCACCAAAGGAGGUUGAAGGUUAGUACACAGGAGGUUGGGUAUGAAAUGGUGUUCAUUGUUCCUGCUAGUAGACAAAACUGUAAGAAGAAUCCUACAUAAAAUUUUACAUUCUCUAUAUAGCUUCAAUUCGAAAAGGAUUCUUGAGAUAGCAUCCAGAUAGGAAAUAUAUACAAAAAUAAUUAGUCCAUAGCUUUGUUACGUUCAUUCUCCUACCCACACACUAAGAAUUCUCAUCAACUGUGUAUCUAGAAUAGCUCCUCUAGGAAAUCUCAGUCUCUGUAUGUAGAGAUAGAAACUCACCCUGGUGACACCUUGUUAGUUGGCUGAAAUUUUGGCACUCAUAGUAGCCAACUCCUUAUAUUGGUCUCCCUGGCCUUACUAUUGCCCUGGAUACUAAUCAUAUUAGGAAAGAAAUAUAUAGAUGAGCAAAUAAAUGAGUGCAUAGCCAUAAAUAAUUUUUGAAAUGACUGUGUUUCCAUAGCCCGGAAAAAAGGAGGAAUAAAGCAAACAGGAUAAUUGUCUUCAUAUGUCCCAUCGAGAAUCUUGCAGGAGGCAAACAUAGUUGUUUAUUGCCUUCCACAAAGUGGGGAAAAAUACCCUAGAAUCAAAAAGUAGGUUUACAUAAAAGUGGAAUUAACAUCAAUAUGAGAAAAUAUUUUUGAACAUUAUAAGUUAUGCAACAAUGAGGUCUUGUGAAUUAUUGUGCAGCCUUACUAUAAAUAGAAACAUAAAGGUUGAGUAAAAUAUAAAUACGUUGAACAGGCAUUUGCAAUAGAGUCUUUCCAAUGUCUCUUCAAUCUUGAAAAUUUAAGAUUUCAUAAUAAACUUUUUCAUCUUUUUAAUGAGGGGCGGAGUUUAACCUGAUUUUAAACAAACUUACAGUCAUUUAAAGAUUUUUAAAUGGUAAUUCUAAGAUAAUCUUUUUUCUGUCAAAAUCCCGUCUUGUUCUUCCGAGGAUUCAGCAGAGUCAUCAAAAGAAAAUAUUCAAGUAGGAAAAAAUUGUUGUAUAAGCUUCAUACUUGUGGUUCUCAUACUUUUAUUCCCACAAUGCCAUCACAACUUUAUUUCUAGAUAUACAUGGUUUCACAUUUUAAAAUAUUAGCCUGAUAUUCAGUGAUAGUGGCUCAAUGACUUUUGCCUUAAACACAGGCACAGGGGCUUGCACAUGUAAUCCCAAAAACUGAAGAGAUUGAGGUGGGAGGAUCGCUUGAGCCCCGUAGUUUGAGGCUGCAGUGAGCUAUGACCAUGCUACUGCAUUCCAGCCUGGGCAACAGAGUGGGACCCCAUCUUUGAAAAAACAAACAAACAAACAAACAAAAAACCCCACAGAGCAGUGACAGAUUAAACCACAAGGAGAGGAAAUGAAAAAGACAAAAUUAGCCCCCAAGGCAAGAUAAACAUCUCUGUGGAUCAGAAACAAAACAUAAAAUCAGAUGUGUGAGUGAUGCAGAAGCCACGGGUUAGCCGACUGUUUGUAAGCUGGCCUGAGUGGAGAUAGCUUUGCUCUUAGGAACUAAAUAUAUUAAAGUUCUUCAUGCAAUAAUGGGGAACUGAGGCUUAGCACCUUCCUUGAAAAUAAGGUAUGGAGGAGGGUGGGAGGGACUGACUUCCUUUGCUUACUAAUGAAGACCAAAAAAUGUACUGUGCUGUACUGCUUCCCUAUGUAGCUAGCUGAAGACUUGUGAGAACCCAGGCCCUGCGCUGCAACCAAAUGUGGAAUCCAGACACCCACUCUGGGUGCUGGGAUUCCCAAUAUACUCAGUCUCACUAUAGGUACAUAAUUCUAAACCAUUUACGUAAGAUCCAGGUCUGGAUAGGAAGCCCAAAGAGCUGGGCCAAGACAACCCCUGAGCUUCUAGAUGAGAGAAGAGGGAGGGAGAGAGACAGACAGAGAGAAAUGGAGAGAGAACUGGGUUUUUAAAUCUAUUUUCAGAAGCUGCCAAGAGAAGCAGCCCAAAAUAUCAACAACUGGAAAAUAAAUUCACUUCUGAUGAUGUCCCUUGUGCAUGUUCAGGAAUGAACAAUUGAUAAAUAUUUAUGUUUAUGUUUAAAUGCAUAAAAGAUUUCUUAAAGAUAUGCUAACUAUUUUAGAUGGCCAGGGAUUAAGACGGAAAAUAAUUAGAAAAUAACAGAUGGAUCCCAAAAGAUAACAAUUACAGAGCUUAGAAAUAAAACACGCAUUCCCUGAAAUAAGGACUAACUCUUGUUUUUUUUUUUUUUUUUUUUGAGACGGAGUCUCGCUCUGUCGCCCAGGCUGGAGUGCAGUGGCACAAUCUCGGUUCACUGCAAGCUCUGCCUCCUGGUUUCAUGCCAUUCUCCUGCCUCAGCCUCCCGAGUAGCUGGGACUACAGGCGUCUGCCACCAUGCCCGGCUAAUUUUUUGCAUUUUUAGUAGAGACGGGGUUUCACUGUGUUAGCCAGGAUGGUCUCGAUCUGCUGACCUCGUGAUCCACCCACCUCGGCCUCCCAAAGUGCUGGGAUUACAGGCGUGAGCCACCGCGCCCGGCCAACUCUUCUUAAAUAUGAAAAAAAUUCAACUAACAGGAUAAAUUCUAGAUGGAGUACAUUAUGGGAAAAAAUGUGAAAUAGAACAUGGAAUGCAUAAUUUUCCCAAAAUGCAACAGAGACUAUUUUUUAAGAAAAUGGAAUAAAAAGCACAUAGAAUCUAGACUCAGAUAUAAUAUCUAUUUAUUUUAUAAGGACGUAAAAAUAAUGAUGAAAAUAGGAUAGGACAUUAUUGCUGAAAUUUUUUUCCUGAUGGCUAAACACAUGAAUUCUCAGAACAAAAGAUACUCUGAGUAUCAAGCUACAUGAAUAAAAAUAAAUUAAUAUCUAGACAUAUCAUAAUGAAAGCACAGAACAUUAAGGAGGAAAAGAAAAUAAUAAAACCUUCAGAGAAUAAAAGAAUAGCUACAAAAGAAUAACAAAUAAUAGUGGACUUCCCCUCAGCAAAACAGAUGCCAAAAGAGAAUAUUCAAAAGGAUUAGGAAAACUGUUACUCUACAAUUUCACACACAGUUAAACUGUAAUUCAAGAAAAAGAGAAAAAUGAAAAUGUUUUCAAACAAAGUCUAAGGAAAAUUACCUCCCUUAGGUCUUCAACAGAAUUAUUAAUAAAUAUAUUGGAUAGAAAAAAAGAUGAAAACAGAAUAAAAGUAUAUAGGGUACAUGCGAAGCAUACGAGUUGAUAAAGAAUAAUAGUAAAUAUAAUUGUUGAAUGUAAACAAAAUAGCUUUUUAUAUGAAAUAAUAAAAGCUCUUAGCAGCUGUAACAGGUUGAUGUAAAUAAUACCAAUGAAUAAUUAAAUCACGGUAAAGCUCUUGACUUGACUAGAAAGGUGAAAAUGCUGAAUAAUUGUAGAUUGCAUUAGAAAAAUUUAUAAUUUAGUGUGUGUUAAAAAUUCAAAAGUAGAUCACAUUUGCCAUCUUUGAGCCCCCCACCUCUGCUGCAGUUGUAGCAGGCAAUACGUCUGUCAUCCACUCCUCAGUGGCUUCACCAGCCUUUCAGCCAGAUACAAGGCUGUUGUCCUAGUGAUUACAGCCACAUGAGUCACUGGUCAGCUCAGCGGCUAUCCCGACCUGCUGCCUGACUCCCAUAAUCUUCACCCAUUUAUGAGUGAGAACAUGCAAUAUUUGUCUUUCUGUGCCUGGCUUGUUUCACUUAAGAUAAUGAUCUCUAGUUUCAUCCAUCUUGUUGUAAAAUACAUAAUUUCAUAGUUUUUUAAUGGCUGAAUAGUAUUCCAUUACAUAUGUAUAAUACUUUUUUUUAUACUUUCAUUUAUUGAUGGACACAUGUUGUAUUAGUCUGUUCUCAUGCUGCUAAUAAAGACAUACCUGAGACUGGGCAAUUUAUUUUUAAAACAGGGUUUAGUUGACUCACAGUUCAGCAUGGCUGAGGAGGCCUCAGGAAACUUACAAUCAUGGCGGAAGUGGAAGCAAACACAUCCUUCUUCACACGGUGGCCAGAAGAACUGCCAAGCAAAGCAGGGAAAGCCUUUUAAAAAACCAUCAGAUCAGCCUGGCAUGGUGACUCACACCUGUAAUCCCAGCACUUUGGGAGGCCGAGGUGGGUGGAUCGCGAGAUCAGGAGUUCAAGACAAGCCUGGCCAAUAUGGUGAAACCCCAUCUCUUCUAAAAUACAAAAAUUACCGGGCAUGGUGGCACGUGCUUGUAGUCCCAGCUACCUGGGAGGCUGAGGCAGAAGAAUCGCUUGAACCCAGGAGGCGGAGGUUGCAGUGAGCC
This is a messenger RNA of Homo sapiens (human), 8681 nucleotides long. It is a transcript of the gene OR2A5, whose product is annotated as olfactory receptor family 2 subfamily A member 5. Gene Ontology annotation, cellular component: plasma membrane; membrane. Gene Ontology annotation, biological process: G protein-coupled receptor signaling pathway. Lineage: Eukaryota; Metazoa; Chordata; Mammalia; Primates; Hominidae. Bases 238 to 1173 code for a protein of 311 amino acids. Gene Ontology annotation, molecular function: G protein-coupled receptor activity; olfactory receptor activity. The transcript has 2 exons. The record is from RefSeq and is marked validated.